Morone saxatilis (striped sea-bass) is the source of this 688-nucleotide messenger RNA. Its product is annotated as zona pellucida sperm-binding protein 3 receptor-like. The transcript has 5 exons. The record is from RefSeq and is a predicted model, not a curated record. The annotation marks the transcript as partial. NCBI's taxonomy places the organism in Eukaryota, Metazoa, Chordata, Actinopteri, Moronidae.
CUUCAAAUAGGAAAGCCAUGUGGCUCUGCAGGAGAGAUUGCAAAUGGACAGUUCAUGUACUCAGGAGUCGAGUUUGGAGACACUGCUAAAGCAGUGUGUGACGAGGGGCAUCAUCUUGUGGGACGGGCAACCAGAACCUGCACGAGUCGAGGCUGGGAUGGACGUGUUCCUGUCUGUGAAGCUGUGGAGUGUGGAGAGCCUCCCGAAGUGCCAAAUGCAAAGAUAGAAGGCCGUCAAGAGCCACCUUACACAUACAGGAGUGCCAUUCGCUAUCGUUGCAGUGUGGGAGUCCUUAAUGGACCAAGGGAGAUUUGGUGUACCGAGGAUGGGACAUGGAGCAAUUCUCCUCCUAAAUGCGAAGAAAUAACAUGUCCAUCUCCAAAAGUGCCUGGCGCUAUCUGGGCAGGAGCUCCAAAAGAGCUGUAUCAAUUCAGGGACACCCUUUCAAUCGAGUGUUACCGGGGUUACACAAGCACUGGCCCGAGCGACAUCACCUGUGGUUAUGAUGGCCAAUGGUAUCCUGGCCUCCCCAGAUGUACACGCACAUCACCUCGUGCCCACUGGAGGGGCUAAUGCACUAACUGAAGUAUGACACUACAAUAUUCAAGCAAACCUGUAAUCACCAGCAGUCAGUGGAGGAUGGAAAUAAUGGUCUCAAGCAAAGCUACACAAUGUCUUCCUUCUAAAA